Phaeoacremonium minimum UCRPA7 is the source of this 2232-nucleotide messenger RNA. RefSeq lists its product as hypothetical. The transcript is spliced from 2 exons. Gene Ontology annotation, cellular component: mitochondrial inner membrane. Lineage: Eukaryota; Fungi; Ascomycota; Sordariomycetes; Togniniales; Togniniaceae. The coding region runs from base 1 to 2232 and encodes 743 amino acids. The record is from RefSeq and is a predicted model, not a curated record.
AUGAAAGCAGAGGAGCUCGGAACGGGCAUACUGGGAAAGCCCGCGCAGGCUAUCGUGAUGAAAAAUGGCGGCCGUAUUCAGCGAAAAGAGUUCCCCGUUGACGAGGACUUGACCGUUCCCGUCGAGCAUGUCGAUCUCGGGGCUAUCCUAGAGAAGGAGGGUAGCAGUCCAGAGCUAGACGAGGUGCUCCAAAACAUCGAAGAGCUCAAACCGGAGCAUUUGACAGUAUCCUCCCGCGAAUUCGACAAACUAAAAAAGGUUCUGCUUCAUGGCUUCACGGCUACCCAGCUGGCUAGCUACAUCAGAAGAUACGAGCUUCUUAAUAACCACGAGAUUGAUGGCAGUCUUGUCGAUCUUCCCACAGCCGCUCAACCGCAAUACGAGGAUGUAUACCCCUGGAUUGUCUCGCGAAGUCAAUGGCUACCGGAAGUGCGUAAGGGCGAAGAAGCCAUCGAAGCUGGCUUGAGAGGUUAUCUUUUGGAAGCAAUGACUCCAAAGGAGAAGUUGGUCGUUCGAUUGAUGCGCCAAUACUGGGAACUUUCUAUUCUAGAAAUCAUGGCCGGAGAGGGAUAUCUAGAUGUCCAGAUUCGGGAACCAGAAUUUUCCCUGUUGACCCUCGGCACUCAACAAUGGCUUCGAGAAAUAGCUCGCCGUCUGCUCGGCCCAGGCAGACAAAUCGAGAUCAUACCUUCCGAAGCGGCUAUCCGGAUAGUUGCCCCGAAAGCGAUCGCUGAAACAGUACUGGCCGAGAUCAAUGGCACCCUCCAGAAUGUCCAGUCGAGGAUAGUUGACAUCCACUCUAUAUCCUCCUCUCCUCUCGAUCCAACUCUCCUAACAGAAGUUGCACGGCUGACGAACUCUGUUAUUACCCCCCUCGAAUCCAGAGAAAAUAUCCGCAUCACAUGGGUGAACAGUGAUGACGGGAGGCCAGAGCUGGAGAACCUUGGCGACAGAGUCUUUCGGCUACUCCUGACCUCACACCAGCACCAGUCUGUAGCCAAUAAGCUACUUGUACAUCCUGCUCAGCAUGAAUCUGCGAGACUUGUCGCUGAAUAUGGAGGCAAGGAGAAGCUGACUUGGAGCGAUAGGCUGCACACAUGGGCUCGGUGGACUGCAGCAAGUCCCGCCAAGGGCGCAGCGACACCAUCUAAGAAGAAUGCAUCACAGAGCGAAGAUGCGGUCACGUCAAGUGUCAUGUCAAGUGAUGACUUCACGCGACAACUUGCAGAGGCUCUUGACAAGGACCAAGAUGUGUCCCACCUCAAGGGAGCACAGUCUUCAUCACCCAUAGCACCUCUCUUGAAUAUGCAAGUCGAUCAUCCGCUACCAGGAGACGAGCCCGCCCCAAUAUCCCGUGGCUGGUCCCCGGAGACGACCAAAACCACCGCCGUCUUCGGUCAUCUCCUUCACCAACAACCUGGCGGAAGCAAGCAAAUAAUUCUAAAGGCGCCGAUCAAUCAGGGUGCUCACAGGAUCCUAUCACCCGCCCUGCCGCCUCUGUUCAAACUAGAACUCCCAGGCAAGAUCCGGCCCACCUACCUCGACUCGACGAUCCUCAUGCGGUUUCUCCCCGUACUGAAGCAAGACGCGGGCAAUCCAAGCCAACAGGCCCCAUCUCUAGAACUCGCCAUCAACGUCCGCGAGCCACGCAUCGAAGAGGGCUACAUCAGUGGCAUCUCCCAUCUUCGAGCCAUCAAGAGCUCACAAAUCACCGACGUGAGCCUGCCCGACCAGCCCGUCGACUUCCGCCUCACGCAGAGCCUCGCGGCGGAGCUCCUCGGCGACGCAAUGUUCAACGCACCAGGCCUGUCCUCCCUGCAGGCCUUCCUCACAAAGUCGCGCCUGGAGCCGCAGAACGGGAAGCUGGAGACGCCCGCUCGCCUCUCGGGGGUGGCUCUGCCCCGACGACUGUUCUCGCCCGCGCAAGACCAAGCCGCCGAGCAAGAAGGCGUCAACACGUCGGCAGACGAGCUCGUCGAGGCGGACUACAUCUUCGCGGGCCUGGAGGUGCGGCGCGCGCUGGAGACGACGCUCGACGGCUGGAAGCUGGUCUACACGAGCAUCGAGGCCGGGCAGGGCGGCGGACAGCGCGCGGAGCUGAGCCUCGAGGCGACGCCAGGUUGGGACUGGGACUUGGCUAGGAAGGCGGGUGAUGUUAGCGGCGACGCAUUCUUGGACUCGGCGUACAAGAUGGCUGAGGGCAAGCUUCUAUCCUGGGCCGAGUCAGAAUGA